AAAUGUUACACAUCUCCCUUUUUCUUCAUUCUUACGAAAAGUUGUAGAUACCUUCCGCCCACACUAAUACACUAUCUCACUUCUGAGAGUUGACUUAAAAGGAUAAGAGGAAAACCAUAGCAUUUAGAGUAAAACCAAAACAUGGGGGGAGGAGCCAUGUUGCCACCAUUUACAAGUACAGUAGGACAAUCCAACAACUCUUCCAGUUUUAAUUCUCCCCAUUCUUUGUCAUCAAUUUGUAACACAUCAUUUGAAGAAUCUUGGGUCAAGAAUCGGUGUAUUAAUUAUGGGCCAAGAACUGAGACUCUUGAUAUUGAAUUAUUUGAUGAAAAAGGAACAAAAGGGUCUCCUUGUAACUGUGUAUUUGGUUCUGUGCCAUCUAGCUUGGAGGUUGAAAAGGCCAUGUCUGAUCUACAAAGUUUCAUGAGUGGGUGUAAUGACCCUAAAGAAGAGAUGAAUUGGCCUAAAGCGAUGCUAAAUCCACAUCAGUCGACUCUGCUGCAGUCCCAUGGAUAUGCAAGAUUUUAUGAUGCUUUUCAUAUGCUUCAAAAUGAACCACCAAUUCAGAGAUUGAUUGUUUCCUUAGCUAGUGAUAGAGCUGUUUGGGAAGCUAUGAUGAACAACAAGGCAGUUCAGAAUCUUCAAGGCUCACUGAUUUGUGCAGCUGAAGGGAAAGAAUCUCAGAGCUCAACUGAGGAGUCAGACAUCGGAUCCCUGGUAGUGAAAUGGAUUAUGGGCAUCACAACUUCAAAACUCGCGGAGCUGAUCCAAUCAGUGGGAUCAUUGUUGAGUGAAAUAUUCAGUGAAAUACUUGAACCAGCCAAGAAAGAAAAACCCACUUCAGAACUGUCUGAUCUCUUGGAAGAGAAGCUUAGAUCUUCUUUCCUUUUAUCAGUUGUUCUGUUGUUGAUUGUGGUCGUGACAAGAACCCAAGGAGCUUGAUCAGCUUCAAAUCGCUCAUGAGCGUUUUAUAUAACAAAUUUGCUACAUGCUUUCAUAUAGAGGGGGAAACAACCCUAUUGUGAAUAAUUUUUCAUAAGUCGCAAUUGCUUCCCUCUCCAGGCAUUCUUUUUGUUUAGAUUUGUUCCCAACGACAAUCUCUUGCUUCUCGUACAGGGCAUUAUUCUGAAAGUAGUUCCUUCUUUCCAAAGUUCUUUUUGUGAUGAAGAAGAACUCUGCUCAACCUUUUAGUAAUAUUCAUAAGAGACCAGAUGUAACAA
This is a messenger RNA of Nicotiana attenuata, 1220 nucleotides long. RefSeq lists its product as uncharacterized. Lineage: Eukaryota; Viridiplantae; Streptophyta; Magnoliopsida; Solanales; Solanaceae. The transcript has 4 exons. The record is from RefSeq and is a predicted model, not a curated record. The coding region runs from base 142 to 942 and encodes 266 amino acids.